AUGAAUUCAUCAACACCAACCAGUGGACGGGCACCUAUGCAUUUUGCAGUCCCACCUACAACCGGGUCUUAUGAUUCCUCUGGUGCUCCAAGUCCACCAGCAACUCAAGCAACCACUUUGGAAGCCUUGCAUCUUGCAGCAAGACAAUACAACAACAACAGAGUUACUAGAAGUCACGUUAGAAAUCCAGAACGUCCCUUUCGGUACUCUGCUACUGGAAGAAUGUCUGCAAUAAUGACUCCUACGCGGUCUGUGCACACGAGAUCAGAAGCCCAAGUGAAUGCUGUUACCUCUUCGGAUGCCUCAUCCGAUGCCUCCUCCAUUGAAACAACACCAGCACCAGAGGUAGUGCAAAGCCGAAGCAAGAAGCGCCGAGCUCCGGAAUCACCUUCAGCAGCAGCAUCACAGCCCACGAAGACUGCUCCCAGAAAGCGAGCUCGCGCUAAAGCAAGCAAUUUGAAGCAACCCCCACCCAAAGCCAGCCCAGGGGAAUCAUCCAAUGAUUCUUCUCCAGAGCCUGCAGAGGUCAACUGUUGCAUUUGCAUGUGCGAUGCGGAACCAAGCAACUUGGCUAGUAUCAAUGGAUGUGAGCAUCAAUUCUGUUUUGGCUGCAUUGAAAAGUGGGCAGAACGGGAGAACACUUGUCCUUUGUGCAAGGUUCGAUUCAGCAAAAUCGAUCGCAAAAACAAGAAGCGGAAAAAGGGACAAAAGAACACCAAGAAAGUCAAGCAACGGGAUCAACGAUCUGACCUCGUUUCGGGUGCUGCUUUGGAGGGUUUGUUAGCCAAUUUUGCUUCAACCCAGCCACCAAACCUCGCUCGAUUUUUCUUGUCUAGUGUCGGAAGCCUUGGAAGCAUUGAUUUCCAUUCCCGCUCAUUCCGGUCGAUUACGAUUGCUCGAGGAGGAGGCAGCGGUGAUAACUCGGAUGAUGAUGAUAAUCCUAUUGCAAGUCUAUUCCGCGUCUACACAAACACUCUACCACCUCCCCUUAUGCCAAUGAUGCAACCAAUGUCAUUUGCAUCACGAUUCGGUGCAAGCCGAUCCUAUGCCAGCAAUAGUCAUGAUCGAACUGCUGGAAGAGGAGUUGAAAAUCCUCUGACGAUUGAUGACAGUGACAGUGACGAUGAUAUUGUCGUCUUGUCCUCUCGUCGUGGGGCGUUGUAA
Cylindrotheca closterium is the source of this 1164-nucleotide messenger RNA. The record is from the annotation of a GenBank genome assembly. Lineage: Eukaryota; Bacillariophyta; Bacillariophyceae; Bacillariales; Bacillariaceae.